This is a messenger RNA of Dama dama (fallow deer), 1443 nucleotides long. RefSeq names its product dual oxidase maturation factor 2-like. The coding region runs from base 302 to 1264 and encodes 320 amino acids. The record is from RefSeq and is a predicted model, not a curated record. NCBI's taxonomy places the organism in Eukaryota, Metazoa, Chordata, Mammalia, Artiodactyla, Cervidae. Gene Ontology annotation, biological process: protein transport. The transcript is spliced from 6 exons. Gene Ontology annotation, cellular component: endoplasmic reticulum membrane.
GCUCUCAGCGCGGCCCACGCUGCUAUAAAAGGGGUUUCAGGUCCCAUACGACUUCCAAAUGCAGAGCGAACCCUCAGAGCCCGCUCUCCCACUUACCUAACUCGGUCUCAGCCAAUCCAGAACGCCUGAGGGCAGUUAGCUGCUGGCUUCCUUAAAGGUGAGCCGAGACGCUCAGACUUGACUUGUCCAUUGGGUCCAGUGCUAGCACGCAGGGGACAGAGUAAAGCGAAGUGGGACCUGGACUCGGAGGCCAGUGAUCGCUCUCCCCGCUGGAACACACCCAGCUCAGCCGGGCUGCAGCAUGACUCUGUGGGAUGGUGUGCUGCCCUUCUACCCUCAGCCCCGGCAUGCCGCCGGCCUGAGCAUCCCGCUACUCAUCGUCAUUCUCGUUUUCUUGGUCUUGGCCGCCAGCUUCUUGCUCAUCUUACCCGGGAUUCGUGGCCACUCGCGGUGGUUCUGGUUGGUGAGAGUUCUUCUCAGCCUGUUCAUAGGAGCAGAAAUUGUGGCGGCGCACUUCAGCGCAGAAUGGUCGGUCGGCAGCGUUAGCACCAAAACAUCCUACAAGGCCUUCAGUGUGGAACGCGUCCGAGCCCACGUCGGUCUGCAUGUGGGCCUGGAGGGCGUUAAUAUCACACUCACAGGGACCCCAGUGCAGCAGCUGAACGAGACCAUCGACUACAACGAGCAGUUCAUCUGGCGGGUGGGCCAAAACUAUGCCGGGGCGUACGCGGAGGCCCUGGAGAAGGGGCUGCCGUACCCAGUUCUUUACCUGGCGGAGAAGUUCACUCCGAGCAGCCCCUGCGGCGUUUACCGCCAAUACCGUCUGGCGGGACACUACGCCUCGGCCACUCUAUGGGUGGCCUUCUGCUUCUGGCUCCUCUCCAACAUGCUGCUCUCCAUGCCGGUUCCGCACUACGGAGGCCUGGCUCUCCUAAUCACCGGCGCCUUCGCGCUCUUCUCGGUGUUCGCUUUCGCCUCUAUCUCCAGCGUGCCUCUCUGCCAGCUCCGCCUCGGCUCCUCCGAGCUCACCACUCACUAUGGCGCAGCCUUUUGGAUCACGCUGGCCACUGGCGUCCUGUGCCUUCUCCUCGGAGCCGCUGUGUUGAGUCUGCACUACGCUCGGCCCAGCGCUCUUCGCCUCUUCUUGGAAGGAAGCGUCAAGGACCUCGAAAGUCCGACGAAGGGGAGCUCGCCUCUCAUCCUCAGCAACCCACUGCAUAAGCAGUUCAGGGCCUCGGACUUAACCAUCAGUACUAACCUGUGAAAGUACUCAACGUCGGACUCCUACUCUGCCUUGGUCCGCGCAGGCCGGGGUGCGGUGCCCGCCGAGCGGAGUAGCUCCGGGAGCGCGGUGGGAGAGGCCGGUGGCCUCAGAUGUGACCCCCGCUUCGGGGAAAGAAUCUCCCAGGGUGAGCUGGAAAUAAAUUCUUUCUGUUUUUGUUU